Fonsecaea multimorphosa CBS 102226 is the source of this 3885-nucleotide messenger RNA. RefSeq lists its product as uncharacterized. Bases 1 to 3885 code for a protein of 1294 amino acids. Gene Ontology annotation, biological process: intracellular distribution of mitochondria. Gene Ontology annotation, molecular function: mRNA binding; protein binding. NCBI's taxonomy places the organism in Eukaryota, Fungi, Ascomycota, Eurotiomycetes, Chaetothyriales, Herpotrichiellaceae. The transcript has 3 exons. Gene Ontology annotation, cellular component: cytoplasm. The record is from RefSeq and is a predicted model, not a curated record.
AUGGACAAUUCCAAUGGUGACGUGAGGACAGCACAAGAUGUAAAAGAGAUCCCUUCCAAAGCCGAGACAGCUUCCUCCCAUACGAAUGGCGUCAACGGCGUCAACGGUGAAUCGCAUGAUCACGCAGACAACCAUAACCACCACCACGACCAUGACCAUCACGAUGACGCCAAUGCUGGUGCACUGUUUCAGGUCACCGUCAAGCUGCCGCACAAGCCUUACAAGCAGACAAUAACUGUUACGAGUCAAGAGCAGGUGCAGGAUGUCCGUCAGUCCAUCGUCGAGACCCCCGAUACCUUCCAGUACACCUGUUUCCAUCUCGAGCACAAUGGCCAGAAGAUCAAUGAUUUUGUCGAGCUGUCAGAAGUCAAAGACCUCAAGCCAGAUGACGAAAUUGUCCUGGUAGAAGAUCCCUAUACCGAGAAAGAGGCGAGGUUGCAUGUCGUCCGCAUACGGGAGCUCAUUGGCGCCACCGGAGACCGUUCCGAUCAGCUCCAUGGCAUCUGCGCCGGGUUGUCCCUGCACGACGACAAGUUUGGCUCGGGCCAUGCUCAAACCAAAAACACCGAGGACAAUCCUUUGGCAGGUUACGAGCUCGACGGAGGGGCGUCGCUGGAUGCGAUCUUACCGUCUCACCAGGACAUCUUGCCGAAGACAAUCAAGUCGCUCUCAGUCUCACAAUGGAACCCUCCACCAUAUCACCUCCGCCAGCGAGGUCACUUGCUCUAUCUACAGCUGACCACCAACGAAGGCGAGCAACACCAGAUUACCGGCACUGUCUCCGGCUUCUAUGUCAACAAGUCCUCUAGCAACAAAUUUGAUCCUUUCCCGAGGCCCCCUCCAAAGAAUCACAGCGCGCACUCUCUGCUGUCACUGAUAUCGGCUUUGUCGCCGUCUUUCAAUGAGACCUUUGUCGAACUUCAGAAGAUCAAUGGUAGUAAAGACCUUUUGACCACGUUCCCCUUUCAGAACGCGAUACCCGCAAAUCCCUGGAUCGUUCCCUCUUCCUAUGGACAGGGCACCCAACAUCAAGCAGAUCCCACAAGAGCCCAGGAGGCAUAUCUGAUGGGAGGAGCGGAUGGCGCGGAGAAUCUUCGGGAUUGGAAUGAAGAGUUUCAGACCACCCGUGAACUGCCCAAAGAGACCUUGCAAGACCGAGUGUUCCGCGAGCGAUUGACCUCCAAGCUGUUUGCCGACUAUAAUGAUGCCGCAGCAAGAGGUGCUGUGCUCGUUGCCCGGGGCGAAGUUGCACCGCUGAAUCCAACCGAAGGCCGAGACGCUCAGAUCUUCAUCUACAACAACAUAUUCUUCUCCUUUGGUGCUGACGGAGUGCAGACGUUCGCGAGCGAGGGCGGCGAUGAGGCUGCUCGAGUCGCCGUUGGGAAAGAUGUUGCAGGCGUCAAAGCCGUGAAUCAGCUUGAUAUCGAUGGCUUAUUCACUCCGGGUACGGUCUUGGGAUUUUCAAGCAGCGGGAACCCGGGGAACAUCAAAUCGACUACGGGGGUGUCGAGGGACGAGACACUGACCGAAAACGAGGCUUUUGUUCCGGUCUUCGAGAAGCUGUCGAAAGCACUACACGUCAAGAAGCAUCCUGUCUGGGACAAGGAAGGCGGCCGACACGAUCUGGAAGGCAGUGUUGAGACCAAAGGAUUACUGGGCACGGAUGGCCGAAAAUAUGUGCUUGAUCUUUACCGCAUCACUCCACUAGAUGUGGCUUGGGCGGAGGAAGUCGAAGCUGACACAGGGGACGAAAAGUAUCCACAUCGGAUGUCUGUCCUGCGACUUGAGCUGGUGGAAACGUACUGGCACAAGAAAAUGCAGGAGUAUGUCAAGGCCGAGGUCGACAAACGCCGCUCGAAGCAGAGCAAUGGACAUUCUGGAGAGCCCAAAAAUGGAGAGGAAGUGCAAACCCACGAUACCGCCCCUGAAGGGGAGAGCAAAGACAACGAGUCCGGCGAAGCUGAAGACGAACCUGCCAAAGAUGCUCCGGCGCUGGAGCAGGAACGGGUUGACAUUUCCAACUUUAACCUGGCGCUGAAUCCUGACGCAUGUAGUGGUCAGGUACCUCAGACGGAAGAAGAAAAGCAAGAAUACGUUGCCGAUGAGAAGGAAGUUCGUGCAGUAUGCGAGUUUCUCCGAAUGAACGUCAUUCCGGAUUUCAUCAACGAACUCCACGAUGGCAAUGUUGGCUUCCCGAUGGAUGGUUCAUCUCUGUGUCAGCUCAUCCACAAGCGUGGAAUCAACAUCCGGUAUUUGGGUCGACUUGCAAAAGCUGCUGAGGACAAGGGAGAACGUCUGCACGCCUUUUCGACGGUGGUGUUGCAGGAAAUGGUGGCUCGAGCAUUCAAACACAUCGCAAAUCGCUGUCUACGCCAUCUGCCUGUCAUCUUCGCCGGUACCUGCGUUGCACACCUGUUGAACUGCCUCUUGGGUGUUGAGGUCAAUUCGAACCCGCGUCCCGAAAUUGACGAAGACCUGCGAGCUCUCUACCCGGAUGGAGACUUUUCGUUUGAGGAGUUUAAUCCCACGAAACUAAAGGCGGCAAUCGAGAAACAGGUCGCACUCCGAUAUAGGUAUGCAUUGAAGGAGGAUUGGCCAACGUCAAUCCGUCCAUUACCAAUGCUUCGAGAAAUCUCGUUAAGACUUGGUUUUCAGCUGGUUGCGCGGGAAUACGUCUUCAGCAAAGGUGUGCAAAUGCUUGUGGAUCCAUCACCGGCUCGAAGUGGCAGUGACUCGCAUUCCAACAGUGGAGCCCAGGCGGAGGAGGGAGGCAAAAAGAAGAAGAAGAAGGGCGGCGAGCAAGCCCAACCAAACGGUGGGGUUGCCAGGCCAUCCACAACUUUCACUGCCGAUGACAUCCUCAAUAUUGUCCCCAUUGUCAAAGACGCUGCUCCAAGAAGUGCUUUGGCCGAAGAAGCUUUGGAAGCGGGCAAGCUUUCAUUGGCCCAGGGACAGAAGCAAAUGGGGCAAGAGCUUGUGCUCGAAUCCCUGUCACUGCACGAGCAAAUUUAUGGAAUCCUUCACCCUGAGGUAGCCAAGAUGUACAACUCACUGUCGACAAUCUACUAUCAGACAGACGAGAAAGACGCGGCCGUUGAGCUCGCGCGCAAAGCAGUGAUUGUCACUGAGCGGACAUUGGGUGUCGACUCGCACCACACGAUCCUGGCGUACCUCAAUCUCUCGCUUUUCGAGCAUCACACUGGCAACACGAGGCAAGCAUUGAAAUAUGUCAGACAUGCACUGGAUAUAUGGAGGAUCAUUUUCGGACCGAAUCACCCUGACUCCAUAACGACAAUGAACAAUGCGGCGGUUAUGCUCCAAUCCAUCAAGGAGUAUUCAGAGUCUCGCAAGUGGUUUGAAGCUUGCUUCACCAUCUGUGAGGGUCUGUUUGGACGGCAGUCCAUCAAUGCGGCUACCAUACUGUUCCAGUUGGCACAAGCCCUGGCUUUGGAUGGAGACCCGCAUGGCGCCGUCAAUAAGAUGCGAGACGCGUACAGCAUCUUCCUUGCAGAGCUCGGUGCAAACGAUCGCAACACCAAAGAAGCCGAGAGCUGGCUCGAACAAUUGACGCAGAAUGCAGUCUCGAUUGCCAAGCAGGCCAAAUUGCUGCAAAAUCGGCGUCUGGCAGGCAUCCGACAUCUUCCGAGAAUGGGGAUGGGCACGAGGCUCCAGCCACAAAACGCAAGCACGGCCGCCCCAAAUGCAAGCUCGAGGACGAGUACAGCGCAGCCAAGUGUCCGCACUGGAACAGGUGAUCCAGCUUUUGACACAAGAAGCAUUGACGAGCUUCUAAAAUAUAUUGAAGGCGGCGAGGCCAAGCCUAAACAGAAGAAGAAAUCUCUCAAUCCAAAAGCGCGAGCAUCCAGGAAAGCCAUCGUUGUCUAG